Paramacrobiotus metropolitanus is the source of this 719-nucleotide messenger RNA. RefSeq lists its product as uncharacterized. Bases 51 to 515 code for a protein of 154 amino acids. Gene Ontology annotation, molecular function: calcium ion binding. The transcript has 2 exons. The record is from RefSeq and is a predicted model, not a curated record. NCBI's taxonomy places the organism in Eukaryota, Metazoa, Tardigrada, Eutardigrada, Parachela, Macrobiotidae.
UUCUGGAACAACUUUGCCUAACCGAAAGGGUGUCUUACUGAUUCUCAAUCAUGGCCGGCUCGCUCAGGUCUGUUUUGGUGGUCCUUGUCCUUACAAUGGUGGGAAUAACAGUGGUCGCCGCAUGCUGCGACCAUAGUCAUUUUGGCUGUUGCGGUAAGGGAAAGUGCAACAUCUUCUGCUGCAACUGCAACGGUGGAUGCAAGCCGAAGAGUCAGUGCAGUCGACGAGGUGGCCUCGGUGGACCGCCCAAUACGAUGAGCGUCGGGAGAAUUGGCCGCGGCAAACGGGAUGUUGUGUACAAUAGUACCGCGCUGCAGAAGUUCGCUACCAUCGACCUCAAUGGCGAUGAAAGACUGGAUGUGGACGAAUGUAAAGCGUUCCUGAAGUUGUCCGAUAAGGUUCUUACUCGGCAUCCGCGGGGAGCAUUGGCAAAAAUUCCGGAAUGGUACAAAGAAAUCGAUGUUGACGGGGACGGUUUCAUUUUGCCUCAUGAGUUUGACUAUAGCUUAAACUAAGACUGUUGUUUGUACCAUACAUUUACGAUGCAUUUACUUUUGUAUCUGUAUCUAUACAUUUGUACAAUACAUUAUUUUACAACUGCAGCCGAAACGUUUUUAGUCCGCACCUUGAUGAUGUCGUUAGAGUUGUGAUUCGCUACGUUUCGAAACAGUAAAAUCACUAAAAUACCUUUCAUGCGCGAUACAAUGUACAAAUUUUCA